Molecule: messenger RNA, 456 nt
Organism: Fusarium pseudograminearum CS3096
Lineage: Eukaryota; Fungi; Ascomycota; Sordariomycetes; Hypocreales; Nectriaceae
Exons: 2
Coding region: 1-456 (151 amino acids)
Source: RefSeq, a predicted model, not a curated record
AUGUACAUCGUGUUUCGAUAUCUUCUCAUCACGGGAGAUGCAGAGAUCCAGGUCUGGCCUGACCUGCGCGAGGCCCACGACGCUACCUGCAACAAGGGCGUUGCGCGUGCAGAUUUAGCGGCAAAGUUUCCUCAUCUCGACUUGUCGGGGUGUCCAGAGCGCUGGGAUUUUCCGUCUCAUACCCCUGGUGAUGCGACGGUGCGUGCCGAGAGGGUUCGGCAGAGGGUGAGUGAGAUUGCCAAGGCGGGGAAAUACAAGGAUAUUGUGCUGGUAACGCAUCGGGGGUUUGCUGCGUUUAUGGUCCAGGGUGACAGGUUCAGUGUUUGUGAAUACAGAUCGUAUCGGUUUGCAGACACAGACGAGAUUGAUCAGGACAAGAGAUUUGGUUUAAAUGUCGAUACAUGCGUCAAACAAGAUUUUGGACCUACGCUGUUGCUACCGUUGGUUGAAAGAUAG